This is a messenger RNA of Drosophila obscura, 1072 nucleotides long. RefSeq lists its product as uncharacterized. Lineage: Eukaryota; Metazoa; Arthropoda; Insecta; Diptera; Drosophilidae. Bases 167 to 955 code for a protein of 262 amino acids. The record is from RefSeq and is a predicted model, not a curated record. The transcript has a single exon.
UGUCUUCCAAAACACUACACAAAUUUUUUGUUCGAUCUUUCUUUUAAAAUUAUUAAAAUAUUUUAAAAUUCCUUUUUGCUGUUGUUUAAACAAAUCCGAAAAUUUGACAAAAUUGUUGAUUGGUCUUAAAGUUAUAUUAGAUACAUUAGAAGCUAAAAUUCACAAAAUGCCUUCUAUCUUGAAAAAACUUCCAUCGAUGUGCUCGUCGAUGAGGCCGGUAGUCACACUGUACCUUAGGUCGUACAGUGGGAAUUCAUCGAUGCCCAAUGCGGGGAUUAAUCGAGCGAUGAUGAAUUUGGGCUUCGGCACCAGGCAGUGGCCCAAGCGAGAGGACUGGUUCGCAGCCCGGCAAAUAAUGGUGCAGAAACAGAAUCAGAACCUGAACCAGAAUCGCUACUGGAGCAACAGCAGUAUCAAUCUGGACAAACCAACGCGCCGACGACGUCGUCAAUUUGGUGGAUCCCAGGAUCUGCCGGCGCACACCAUUGGCGAAUUCGACACCGAAGUUCGAGCUCACAAGAGGGAGCAACACAGGCAGGCAGCAGGCUGGAUGGAGGAGGUUGAUAGGAACGAGCAGGCUGAAGAUGAUUGGAUGGCCAGGGCUUCGGCGGCUGAGCAACAUGAGCAGCGAUUUUCUAACCAGGACCGGAGGGCACAGGCCCUGGUAGCGGAGCGCUACGAAAUGGAAGGCGCCAAUGAUGAUCAGCGGGUGGGCACCGUCCGGGAGGUUGUCUUUGGCCAGAAACAAGACGACAUCGAAGAUGAGGAUGAACUGGAACGCAAACAGUACAGUGAUGAGCUCUUCAGACGUGUGUCUGCCCAGAGAACCGACUACAAUACACCGAGAAAGGCCAUCUCCCGCAAGGUCAUCUGCCCCUAUCCAUCUUACAGCUCGCAUCGAAGUCGAUGGGCGGAGUUCCGUCAUGCUAUGAUCUAUGGCCGAACGACCUUCUAGGCUCUCCCUCUCCCUCUCUCUCACUUGCACACCUCUCGGCACUCGGCUCUCGUCUCACUGCCAUACUCAUUCAGUGAACUUUUCGAGCAGAUUUUGACUAAAUAUAAAUAUGAUUAA